This is a messenger RNA of Rhodofomes roseus, 2079 nucleotides long. RefSeq names its product FAD/NAD-P-binding domain-containing protein. Gene Ontology annotation, biological process: NAD+ metabolic process; L-tryptophan catabolic process; quinolinate biosynthetic process. Gene Ontology annotation, cellular component: mitochondrial outer membrane. The record is from RefSeq and is a predicted model, not a curated record. Bases 290 to 1792 code for a protein of 500 amino acids. Gene Ontology annotation, molecular function: FAD binding; kynurenine 3-monooxygenase activity; NAD(P)H oxidase H2O2-forming activity. NCBI's taxonomy places the organism in Eukaryota, Fungi, Basidiomycota, Agaricomycetes, Polyporales, Fomitopsidaceae. The transcript has 8 exons.
CUCUGAUUGUGCAUGCCUCUCCCAAACCGCAUGUGCGAUCACAGACAGACAUCAUAGGCCGUUGAAUUCCCCUCGGCUGCGACGUCUGCGACUUCUCGAACGACAAGCUACUCUCCGAUAGCGUUUCUCGCGCACUCCGCAGUGCGCAACAAGAGAUCCGAGGUAAUUCAUUCCCUUCGCCGUGCAGAGUCACUAUCCACAAAAUCGCCGCCAGCUUGGCGUACCGGCAUAAGAGUCAGACAGCACAGAGCAACUCCAGAGCCUUACACGGCCCCUCCUUCGCCAGCUCAUGAUGUCCUCCGCUCAGCCCCCCGCGCGCAAGGCUGUCGUUGUCGGUGCAGGGCCGGUAGGAUGCCUCGCCGCAAUUUCCCUCGCCAAAAUGGGCUGGGCCGUCGAGAUCUACGAAGGUCGUCCAGACAUGCGUCUGCCCUCCUCCAAGGCAGCGGCCCAGCAACGCUCUAUUAAUUUAGCGAUAUCCUCACGCGGGAUUGCCGCCAUCGAAGCCAUCCACCCGAGCGCGGCCGAACGCUUCCUCAAGGCUGUCAUUCCCAUGCAUGGCAGGAUGAUCCAUCAUGUUGGUGGCCGCCAGGAAAGCCAGCCAUAUGACAGAGAUGGGCAGUGCAUCAACUCGAUAGGCCGAGCAUUCAUGAAUGAGGACCUGUUGACUGAGGCAUUAGCAGUGCCCACCGUCUCUGCGUUUUUCGAGCACAAGGUUGUUUCGUUAGACUUCGACACAGGCACCAUGGCCGUCCGCAGCAACACAGGUAACGAGAACAGAGAAGUGCAUUUCGACUUCUGCGUGGGCGCCGAUGGCGCCUACUCAAUCGUACGGCGUCAGUUGAUGAGGGUCGUACGGAUGGACUACCAGCAGGAAUAUAUUCCUCACGACUACUUGGAGCUCAAGAUGCCUACGGGACCACCCGUGGUUCCCAGCGGCGAUUCAACGUUCCUCCUUGACUCGAACCACCUUCACAUAUGGCCGCGCCACACCUUUAUGCUCAUAGCGCUACCGAACAAGGACAAAACGUUUACCUGCACGUUGUUCGCUCCCACCGCAGAAUUCGAUCGUCUUAGCACGCCCGAGACCAUCAUUCAAUUUUUCAAGACUCAUUUUCCAGACGCCUUGCCGCUGAUCGGCGAGCAGGCCUUAUUGGAGGAUUUCAAACGAAACCCACGGAGCUCGCUCAUGUCGAUUAAGGCCCGGCCGUAUCAUUACAAGGAUCGUGUCGUAAUCAUCGGCGAUGCGGCACAUGCAAUGGUACCCUUCUACGGGCAAGGUCUCAAUUGCGGGCUAGAAGACGUACGUGUGCUGGAUAUUAUAUUGCGCGCAGAGGGGGUGGACCCUACCGCACAAGUGACGAAAGAAGAUAAUCGUCUCCUGGAAGCACUAGCCCGUUACUCAGACAGCAGGCACGCCGACCUGGUGUCUAUUUCUGAGCUCGCAAUGGACAACUACGUGGAGAUGCGGCACUCUGUCGUGACACCUGCCUACCUCAUCCGCCACGCGUUGGACAAUAUCCUCUACUCACUCACGGCGAGGGCAGUGACAUUCAGCGCCCUUAUCCCGUCUCUUUCUCGCGAGCCAUUCCCCUCCAAGUCUCCCGCAGGCUGGCUGCCUCUUUACACGAUGGUAACGUUCCGUCCCGAUAUUAGCUACUCUACCGCCAGACGCAAGGUGGCCCACCAGCGACGUAUUCUGGAGUACGCAGGAUGGGCAACUGCUGCAACGGGCGUAAGCCUCGCCGGUCUUGCCGCCCUAUCUGUCUGGCGCCGGCUGUAUAAUCGAGAGUAGCUCGAAUACCUAAUGGGCAUCUGGGACCAACUGCUAUCACGCAUUGUCUGAUUAUAUCCAAUCACGAGGUCACCGCGGGAAGGACGCACCAAUAGCAGUCUGUUAUGUCAAGAUGGGAUCAUCGAGCGUUGCUUUGGGGAAAAGCCGCGGCCAUUGAGGGGCUCGAUCCCAGCGUUGGAACUCACGUUGAGGGGGCGCCCCUCGUGUACUGAGCAGUCCAUGGGAAGCGUUGUUGAUUGCAACUGCCCGAGCCGGUGUGGGCAGGCGGGUAUGCAUUCUCUGAGAUC